This is a messenger RNA of Leptidea sinapis, 1815 nucleotides long. RefSeq names its product von Willebrand factor A domain-containing protein 8-like (gene c12.2). Gene Ontology annotation, cellular component: cytoplasm. The transcript has 9 exons. The record is from RefSeq and is a predicted model, not a curated record. The coding region runs from base 180 to 1688 and encodes 502 amino acids. NCBI's taxonomy places the organism in Eukaryota, Metazoa, Arthropoda, Insecta, Lepidoptera, Pieridae. Gene Ontology annotation, molecular function: ATP binding; ATP hydrolysis activity.
UGUAGUUCUGUUAAUGCUCUGCCUAUCUUGACAAUUACACAAUAAUUACAAACGUGGUAUUAUUUACUUUGGAGUUUGGACUUUUGGUUAUGUUUUAUGAAUAAGACGUGUUUUUAGUAAUAUUGAUAAGAUGUUCGAAUGAAAUAAAUUGUAUAUCAUUUUUAAAAUAUCAUAUAAAAAUGGUAUUCAAUCCAGCUAUAACAGUUAGAAGAAUUGAUGUAUUAAUACGUAUUUUAAAUGGACGUCAAAGUAUUUUGGCUCAAAAUCCUGUAAGAGCCUACUCCAGCAAUGAUAAAGUUACAAUUGGUGAUGUAGCUAAGGACAUAAAACCCCCCAAAAGAAUAGAAUAUGUACCGAGAAACUAUUUGACAAUAGAAAGCAGUGAGUUGAAACAUCUAUCACAGAGCACUCUUCGAAAUUUGAGAUGGAUGAUGCAGAAGGAUAUACUAGGUCAAGACAUGUUUUUACUCGGUCGCCCAGGACCAAGCAGACGAAAAGUAGCACUACAGUAUUUAGAGCUCACGCAGAGGGAACUGGAGUAUGUGGCACUCUCAAGAGAUACAACAGAGGCUGAUUUGAAGCAAAGGAGGGAAAUUCAGAGUUCCACUGCUAAAUAUUUCGAUCAGAGUGCUGUUCGCGCGGCUGUUGAAGGUCGUGUUCUUGUCAUAGAGGGCAUAGAAAAGGCGGAGCGGAAUGUACUCCCGGUUCUUAAUAAUCUUCUGGAAAAUAGGGAGAUGCACCUUGAAGAUGGGAGAUUUUUGAUACCUUCAUCUAGAUAUGAUAAAUUGUUAGAGCAACACGGUUCAGAGGAGAUAUCAAAAUGGCGGUUAGUGCGUGUUGACGAGAACUUCCGAGUGAUCGCGUUGGGGCUGCCAGUGCCCAGGUAUGCUGGGCAGCCACUCGACCCCCCGCUUCGGUCCAGGUUUCAGGCGAGAGAUGUCGCCACUGUUGGCUUUGGGGAACACCUAAACGAACUGAUGUCGGAAAUGCCGUCUGUAGACUCCGCAAAGUUGGAGCAGUUGAUGUCUGCAGCAUAUGCUCUGAUCAGCACCGAGCUGCAGCAAGUCAGCCUACCUGACUUCCCCAUUGACAACAUCCAUACAGCCGCCACGGUUUUGGCGAAAAUCCCUAACAUUCCAGUGCACAAACUUCUGUACCUCCUGUACCCUUACAAAACGUUCCUAUCCAAAGAUCACAUUAGAAAUGUUGAAUCUGUCUUACAAAAUCUCAAAAUAGACCUGAAACCUACCUGUCACAUCAAUCUACACGGCGUCCAGCUGAAGGAAAACGAAGCGACGUUUGAUAUAGAAGUUAAUAGCAAUAAGGCGCAGUUUCCCGUGCCGUGUGGGGGCCGUAGAGUGAGAAGGAAUGCGAAGGCUUUCGUAGAAACACAGUAUCAGACCCAAUUGUUAAAUGAGCUUCUGUUGAGCCAUAGUGUUGCUGACUUUUGUGUUAUUGGACCAAAGGGUUGCGGAAAGAGCCUCGUAGUUAGUCAAUUAGCAUCCUUAUUAGGCUACACGAUAGAGCCUAUAGUUCUGUACCAGGACAUGACCGCUAGAGACCUUGUUCAACAGCGGACUACGCUCGCUAACGGCGACACCGUGUGGAGGAAUUCUCCGCUUGUCGAAGCAGCAGUGAAAGGGCACAUGGCUGUUCUGGACGGCUUGCAUAGGAUACAUGCCAGUUGAUACACGACCGGGAGCUGCAACUCCACGACGGCACCAGACUACUGCGUCAUGACAGAUACGACGAGCUCGUCGCGUCCGGCCUCACCCCCCAUGAUUUGGAACAGAGUGGCGUUAGAAGGAUACACCC